Molecule: messenger RNA, 4483 nt
Organism: Erigeron canadensis
Lineage: Eukaryota; Viridiplantae; Streptophyta; Magnoliopsida; Asterales; Asteraceae
Product: putative disease resistance RPP13-like protein 1
Exons: 2
Coding region: 26-3820 (1264 amino acids)
Biological process (GO): defense response to other organism
Molecular function (GO): ADP binding
Source: RefSeq, a predicted model, not a curated record
CUCUCAUUAAUAAUCAUAAACAACAAUGGCUGAAGCAAUUGCUGGUGACAUCCUCAAGAUGGUUAUCCAGAAGCUGGCCACUGAAGCUAAGAACAGAUAUGUUCGCUCUCAGCGAAUUCAUUCUGAUCUCAAAAACAUGGAAAGGUCAUUGACCCAGAUCACAAAUGUGCUGAAUGAUGCCUCUGAAAAAGAAAUAACUGAUGCAGCAGUUAAACAGUGGCUGAAUGAUCUUGAAAAUCUAGCUUACGAUAUAGAUGACAUACUUGAUGGUCUGGCAACGGAAGCCAUGGACCAUGAGUUGACCCAACAACCUGCAGCCAUCACUAGUAAGGUAAGAAAGCUCAUCCCGACUUGUUGCAGAAAUCUAGCGCUUAGUAAUAGGAUGCAUUACAAGUUGGAUAGUAUUACCAAUAGGUUGUAUGAUCUUGAAAAAGAAAAAAAUAGGCUUGGUUUGAUUGUGAAAGAUGGAAGAUCAAAAAAUAAUAUAAAUAGAAAGUUUCAGACCUCUUUGGUAGAUGUAUCUAGUAUAGUUGGACGAGAAAAGGAGAAAAAUGAAUUAGUCGAUAAGUUAUUAGCGGAGGAACGAUGUGAGCAGAACUUUAGCAUUAUUCCUAUAGUUGGUAUGGGUGGGGUAGGUAAAACUACUCUAGCUAGACUUUUGUAUGACGAAAAGCAAGUCAAUGAUCGUUUUCAACUCAAGGCGUGGGUUUGUGUUUCAGACGAGUUUGAUAGCUUCGCCAUAAGUAAAGUUAUCUUUCAAUCUGUCACUGGUGAAAACAAAAGUUUUGCAGAUUUAAACCUCCUUCAAGUAGCUCUUAGAGAUUGUCUCAGGGAUAAAACAUUUCUGCUAGUUUUAGAUGACGUAUGGAGUGAAAGUUGUGAAGAUUGGGAAGCCCUGGUCGGUCCGUUUCAUUCAUGUGCUCACGGAAGUAAGAUCAUCAUGACAACACGAAAGGAGCAAUUGCUCAAACAGUUGGGUUACAAUCAUUUAAACCAGCUACAGAGUUUUUCGAAUGAUUACGCUAUGACAUUAUUUGCUCAACAUGCAUUGGGUGUAAAUAAUUUUGAUUUACAUCCAACGCUCAGACCACAUGGUGAAGGCAUUGUGAAAAAAUGCAAUGGCUUGCCUUUGGCUUUAAAAGCACUUGGUAGGCUUUUGAGGAGAAAACAAGAUGACGAAGAGUACUGGAAGGAAGUUUUAAAUAGUGAGAUAUGGAGCUUAAAAAAUGGAGGUGGAAUUGUUCCGGCUCUCAAAUUAAGCUACAAUGAUCUUUCUGCACGUUUAAAGCGGUUGUUUGCAUAUUGUUCCUCGUUUCCCAAAGACUAUAUGUUUGAAAGGGAAGAUUUGGUUUUGUUGUGGAUGGCAGAAGGGCUUUUGCGCCAAUCACCUCCUACCAAUUCGACAGAAGAACGCUUGGGUCAUGAAUGUUUUGAAGAGUUGUUGUCAAGGUCGUUUUUCCAACAGGCGCCUAAUGAGUCAUUUUUUGUAAUGCAUGAUCUGAUAAAUGACUUGGCCACAUUUGUUGCCGGAGACUUCUUUUUAAGGUUAGACAAUGUACCGGUGAAAGAUACAAGGAAAGAAGUGUUGGCAAAGUACCGUCAUAUGUCAUUUGUCCGUAAAAGACAUGUAACUUACAAGAAGUUUGAAGCACUCAGCAAAGCUAAAGGUUUGAGAACAUUCAUGGCAACAUCUCCUGGGUUAGUACAAACGUUGGCAAGUUGGGAACUUUUGUACUUUUCAAAUAAGAUUCUUGUUGACGUACUUCCUGAAUUACCAUUGUUAAGGGUUCUAUGCUUGAGUAAUUUUGAGAUAAGUGAAGUGCCUGAGUCGAUCGGUAGUCUAAGGCACUUGCGGUAUCUUAAUCUAUCUCGAACUAAGAUCACACAUCUACCAGAAAGCGUAUGCAAUCUCUACAAUUUACAAGUAUUGAUUGUUUUUGGCUGUUACCGUCUAGCUAAGUUGCCCAACAACUUUUCAAAAUUGAAAAAUUUGAGGCAUCUUGACAUUGGAAACACCCCGCGUUUGAAUAAGUUACCAUCAGGGAUUGGUGACUUAAAUAACUUACAAACUCUUUCCAAGAUCAUUAUUAAAGGUGUAAAUGGAUUUGAAAUAACCGAGCUUAAAGAAUUAAAGAAUCUAUGUGGGAAAAUUUCUAUUAAGGGUGAGUUAGAAGUUGAAUGGAGUAAUGUGUCCGGUGUUUCUCGAAAUGAAAUGGUUGAAAAGGAGGUCUUAAACGAGCUCAAGCCUUGUAAUACAAGCUUAAAACAACUCAAAGUGGUGUCUUAUGGGGGAAUAGAGCUUCCAAAUUGGGUUGGAGAUUCGUCAUUUCUUCAGUUGAAACAUGUGUCAAUACAUGGCUGUAAAAGAUGUUUAUCUCUACCAUCACUGGGGCAGUUACCGUCACUCAAAGAGUUGUCUAUAAAUGGCAUGCAUGAAGUGAAAGUUGUGGGUUUGGAGUUACUCGGGUCAGGUGGUACAUUUCCUUUACUUGAAAUUCUAAAAUUUGAUGAUAUGCGAAGGUGGGAGGUGUGGUCAACUAAUAGUAGGGUUGUGUUUCCAUGCCUUGAAGAGCUUCAUAUCACAUCUUGUCCUAAAUUGGCUGAAGUGUCACUUGAAGCACUACCGUCAUUGAGGGUAUUAGAUGUAUUUCGAUGUGGUGAUGUUGUGUUGAGAAGUCUUGUUGAAGUAGCUCCAAAAGUCAUCCGGUUGAAUGUAAGUUAUAUUUCAGGGCUUACGGAUGAUGUGUGGAGAGGUGUUACAAAAUAUAUUGGUGCUGUUGAAAAUUUAUUUUUUCGUAAGUGCGAUGAGAUAAAAUACUUGUGGGAAUCAGAAGCAGAGGCAAGUAAGGUUCUUGUGAAUCUAAGGAAGUUAUAUGUAGAAUCUUGUGAUAAUUUGGUGAGUUUAGGAAAGAAAGUAGAGGAGGGUCUCUCCGGGAGUAGCCUCCACCUAACAUCACUUUGCAUACAAUUUUGUAAGAACAUGGAGCAUUGCACUGUUCCAUAUAGCAUUGAGUACUUGUCAAUAGAUACGUGUAAUUCGCUUAGAGAUAUCUUCUUUCCAUCGGGAGGGCACAAGCUCAAGACAGUUCGUAUUCUGAGAUGCGAGAAACUAACGAAAAAAGAGUUGGGAGGAUAUGAAGGAGGAGACAAGAGUAUGAUGAUUUUAAACAACAAUUCCCUGCCAAUUCUUGAAAGCUUAUGUAUAUCUGGUUUGCCAAAUCUGAAAUUUAUCAUUAAGUUGAAUUGCUUCCUUCACCUCACGAGGUUGAUAAUAAGUUAUUGUUCAAGUGUGGAGUCGUUUCCUGACCACCAGUUGUUGCAUCUGCCCUCCUUACAAGAGCUGAAAAUUUCAAAUUGUCCAAAAUUGGAUGCAUCCUUUCCUCGUGGGCUUUGGCCUCCCAAUUUGUCUUUCCUUCAAAUUGGGGAGUUGAAGAAGCCCAUGUCACAAUGGGGCCCACAGAAUUUUCCCCCGUCACUUGUAGAACUAAGCUUAGACGGGGGAUCGUCGACGGAUGAUAAUGAGGAUGUGAUUGAUCUUAGUCAACUGUCCCCCCAUCUUCUUCUUCCUUCAUCUCUUACUCGGCUGGAGAUAAAUGAUUUUGAUAAUUUGGAAUCAGUUUCAAACGGACUCCAACAUCUGACCUCCCUCCAAUAUCUUCAAUUUUGGAAUUGCCCAAAGAUGAAACACCUGCCAGAGAUGUUGUUGCCUUCACUUUUGGAAUUGACCAUUUAUUACUGCCCAGAUCUGGAAGAAAGAUGCAGCAGAGAUGGCUCCUACUGGCCCCUCAUUUCCCAUAUCCCCCGCAUCGAAGUUAAAUAAGAAGUAUGAAGUUGAUUAAGAAGUGAUAUUGUAAUAUGAUUAGUGUUUAAUAAUGCAACCAAAUUCAGAAUCUUGAGCUUUGAGAGGUGGAAGGAAAUAAGCAGAGAAUCUCUCACCAUAUUUAUCGGAAGUGGUGAUCGAUCCCAGUUUAGAAACCCCUCUGUAUGGAACUGAUAGCACAUGUCAAUCUGAUAUUCAACUUCACAGUCAAAAAGCAUGAACCAUAUGCAGUUUUUGGCAAGCGUUUCUAGUUGCUGCAGUCGAGGAGCUGUGAUCAUAGUUCCAAAUGGUGUACAUCCAGAAAAUAUAAUGUCAUCGAACAUAGUGUACGUUUUCCCCAGGUUCACAAUCCUUGCUCAUGGAGUUUUAUGACAGAUGAAAGAUCCAAUGUCUCAAUUAGUAACGUUCGUCAUAUUAGUAUGCAGUCAAUCAAAUUUUGACUAUUCUACCAUAAUACUUAUGUGUUCGGUUAUUUGUGAAAUAAACUGCAUGUUUUCUAAUAUUGUGUUUACCGGCAUUUUGAGUUAGUUGAAGUAGUGGCUUUGGGUUAGGGAUGUUUUCUUAUAUUUAGGAGUUUAGUUGUUGUUCUACAUCUAUAAACAGAGCGCUUCAGUUUGUAGUAUAUGGUGUCCAAUUUUCAAUAAAAUAAAACCUUCCACUUUA